AUGACUUCAGCUCAACCCAACCCUUUGCUUCUCGCUGCCGAUAAUUCUCCAGACCUUCUACCCCUCCUUCGAUCGAACCCUGCCCUAGCUUCCGCCCAAGAUGAACACGGAUAUUCUUUAAUGCAUGCCGCUGCUUCUUACAAUCAUUUGGAACUUCUGCGAGCUCUUGUCACAGAGUUUGAUGUUAGUGUCGAUUUGAAGGAUGAGGAUGGGGAUACCGCAUUAUUUGUGGCGGAAACACUAGAUUGCGCAAAGCUACUGGUUGAGGAACUACAUGCAAAUUACAAAAUCAGGAGUGCUGAGGAUGGGUGUAAUGCAAGGGAAAGGAUAGAGGCAGAGGAGGAUUUUCCAGAGGUUGCGGUAUAUCUUCGAAUUAAGGAGCUUGAAGCCGAAGGAGGUCAACUAGUAUUAGAUGAGACAGCCUCCAGGGAGACAUUCAACGGCCAUCCGCCACCUAUUCCGGAAGGACUUUCAGUCGAUAUUGGUACUAUGAAUCCAGACGAGGACGUAGGAGAGGUUAUAGAUCCCGAAUUCAAAAGACGUAUUGACGAAUUGGCUGCUCGAGACGACUUUCAAACACCAGCGGGCCAGGAAGAAUUGAAAAAGCUUAUUACAGAGGCAAUUACUGGCGAAAUGGGAGAGGGACGAGAGGUUCGUCAACGGACAGAAUGA
This is a messenger RNA of Sclerotinia borealis F-4128, 672 nucleotides long. The record is from the annotation of a GenBank genome assembly. NCBI's taxonomy places the organism in Eukaryota, Fungi, Ascomycota, Leotiomycetes, Helotiales, Sclerotiniaceae.